UGUUCAACAAACCCUCACUCAAAUCGGAACAUAAGAAGAAGAAGCAGACAGACAUGAACUCAUCUCUCUUAACUCCUUCCUCUUCUUCUUCUUCUCCUCACCACCUCCAAUCUCCUGCGACGUUUGACCACGAUGACUUCCUCCAAAACUUCUUCUCCUCGGCUCCUUGGCCUUCCUCCGCACUCGACGACGACGCUCCUCCCCCUACCUCUGACUCCUCCCUCGCUGGCUUUCAUCAUCACGACGUUGAUUCAAGAAACCAGAUCACGAUGAUUCCUUUGUCUCACCACAAUCCAAACGACGCCGUUGAUGUUAACGCUAUCUACAGUGGCUUCUCCGCUGGAUCUCUUCCUUUCCACUUCCCUCAGGGAUCCGGAGGAGGAGUUAUGAAACAAAGUCACACACAAACGCAGUCUCAGGCGACGGCGUCAACCACCACCGGGGGUACGGCGGCGACGCCUCAGACUAAGCCUAAAGUCCGAGCUAGAAGAGGUCAAGCCACUGAUCCUCACAGUAUCGCAGAACGGUUACGAAGAGAGAGAAUAGCGGAAAGGAUGAAAUCUCUUCAAGAACUUGUCCCUAAUGGCAACAAGACAGACAAAGCAUCAAUGCUCGAUGAGAUUAUCGAUUAUGUCAAAUUCUUACAGCUCCAAGUCAAGGUACUAAGCAUGAGUAGAUUGGGAGGUGCAGCUUCUGUUUCUUCUCAAAUCUCUGAGGAUGCUGGUGGGUCCAACGAAAACACCUCCGGGGAGAAUCAGACGACGGCGAAAAUGACGGAGCACCAAGUGGCAAAGCUAAUGGAAGAGGACAUGGGAUCAGCCAUGCAGUACCUACAAGGCAAAGGUCUCUGCCUCAUGCCCAUAUCCUUAGCCACCACCAUCUCAACCGCCACUUGUCCUUCCCGUAAUCCUCUGAUCUCAGCCGUUAAAGAAGCCGGCGUUCCUUUGUCUCCUAACGCAGCUACUACACCAGUCGUUAACGUUAAAGGUGCCUCGGUGGUGACAGUUAAAGACGCUUCAUCAGUUUCCAAGCCGUGAUAACGGCGGUUUAAAUCUUAUUAACUUUCCUUUUUUCGGGAGUUAGGCUGAGUGGGAAACAGAGACAAUGAAAAGUGGGAUAGGUGGUUUUGGUCUAAGUCUAGAAAGAAUAAGGGGUUGCGUUUUGGAAUACAAGACCGUAUUUGCGUUCACUUUGUUUCUGUCUUUUACCUACUACAAACCACUAUCAAUGGCACACUCAUGCUUUCUCUUUGUUA
Messenger RNA from Brassica oleracea var. oleracea, 1255 nucleotides. Its product is annotated as transcription factor bHLH69. Gene Ontology annotation, biological process: regulation of transcription by RNA polymerase II. The record is from RefSeq and is a predicted model, not a curated record. Lineage: Eukaryota; Viridiplantae; Streptophyta; Magnoliopsida; Brassicales; Brassicaceae. Bases 54 to 1037 code for a protein of 327 amino acids. Gene Ontology annotation, molecular function: protein dimerization activity; RNA polymerase II cis-regulatory region sequence-specific DNA binding; DNA-binding transcription factor activity, RNA polymerase II-specific. Gene Ontology annotation, cellular component: nucleus. The transcript is spliced from 5 exons.